Messenger RNA from Dentiscutata heterogama, 660 nucleotides. The record is from the annotation of a GenBank genome assembly. Lineage: Eukaryota; Fungi; Glomeromycota; Glomeromycetes; Diversisporales; Gigasporaceae.
AUGACUAUCUUGAAUAAAUUUGACUCAAAAAAAUAUAGUGGCUUACUGUCCCCCAAAAAAGCGAACGACGAAUUAGAUCUCAGAAAAUCCGAAUUUAAGGAACUAUUGGCCAAAAUUGAACAAUUAACUGAAAAAAAAGGCAUUGAGUUAGGGCUUCGAUUACUUCAUAGCCAUGAAAUACCCUUAGAAGAUGGACAAGCGAUGAUAGAAACGUUCUCUGAGUAUGAGGGAAAACCUGCAUUUAUUACAUCAGCAGAUUUACCAGAUAAUUCAUAUCCAGCAAGUUGGAUUUUAAAUGAUGAAGAACUUUUAGUGUUUGAAUAUUCGACAGACCCAUACGUGAAGCGAAUAUAUGAAAAGCUUCUUGAGGAUUCAUCUGUUCUGAAUGAAAUUAAUGCGCUCAUUAAAACAUAUAAUCUAGAGUCUUUAAUUGGGCCGUGCAUUACUGCCAGAGACAUGUUGAGUAAUUUUGACAUGAAGCAAGGCCAAUCUUUAGUUGAACAUACUGUCAAAGAUGACGGUAGAUACAAAAAUGUUGUUCAAAGUCUACCGAAUGUACCUUCUUCAAAUGGUAUUAAAACAUUGUGGGGAGCUAAAUUGAAUAAUGCCUGCAUUACUUAUCUUCCCUGUUAUUGUUGUGUUCAUGGAAAACCACAUUAA